UACGCAUACAUUGUAUAUACCGAAUUAAUCCCUAGCUACGAUCGGUGUCGCGAACUCUCCAACCCGAACUUGAAUCAACCUCCCGUCCACGAAAACGGAUCUUCCCCGAAUGGCACCUAUCCCUUCUCCUUAAGCUCGGCGAACCAUGAGCUCCUUAGUCUUUCUGGUGUCCUCUCUCGAGGCCAUCGCGGCUUCAAAAGAAGCGCAGAGGAACAAACAGCUCGCCGAGCUUACCGAGAAGGCCAUCAAGGCUAUCAAAGAAGGGGGAUCUGAACUGCCUGACCCUCAAGUCGUCUUCGCACCUCUGCAACUAGCAACUAAAACUGGUAGUAGUCAACUGAUCAACACUGCCCUUGACUGCAUACAAAAACUUAUAUCUUCAUCGUAUUUCUCCGUCAUUACGAGUCCCACCCAAGAAGAUGAAGCCGAACAAGCCUCCAUGAUAGACCGUGCCAUUGACACGAUAUGCGAUUGUUUUCAAGGAGAGACCACUGCCGUCGAUGUGCAGCGACAUAUUGUCCAGGCGCUUCUAUCCGCGGUGUUGAAUGAUAAGAUCGUUGUUCACGGAGCUGGGUUGCUGAAGGCGGUGCGCCAAGUAUAUAAUGUAUUCCUCCUUUCCAGAAGUGCCGAGAACCAGCAGGCCGCCCAGGGAACCCUUACACAGAUGGUCGGCAUGGUAUUUGAGCGGGUAAAGACAAGGCUUCACAUGAAAGAAGCGCGGACGGAUUUAGGGAAGCUUAAGCAUAGCUCUAGUAAUGUCACUUUCGACCAGACAGAAUCGGCUAUUAACGGACAUGGCGGUACCGCUGAAGAUGAGGACAGUCCCGAUGAUUCGUCUGGGCCUCAUCUUCCGGACAUCGCACGUUCCGAAUCGACGACUGAAGUAGGCGGCAAAUUGACCUUGAAAGAUCUCGAGAGCCGAAAGAGUUUCGACGAUUCGAACCUGGGCGACGGUCCAACAAUGGUAACUCAGCUAAAGCCACCCAAGAAGACGAAAAGGAGGGUUUCUGAGCAGACGCAAAGCGACACUGCUCCCGAUGCAGAAGAAACUGCUGAGUCUCUCGACGCCGAGGACGAGGUUUAUAUUCGGGAUGCAUACCUUGUCUUCCGCUCGUUCUGUAACUUGUCUACUAAAGUUCUUCCGCCAGAUCAGCUGUACGAUUAUCGAGGUCAACAUAUGCGCUCUAAACUCAUAUCAUUGCAUCUCAUCCGUACCCUUUUGAACAACCACAUGCUCGUUUUUACUUCGCCUCUGUGUACUAUAACUAACACGAAAAGUAACGAGUCGACGAGUUUCCUUCAGGCUAUUAAAUUCUAUCUCUGCCUGAGCAUUACUAGAAAUGGAGCUAGCUCAGUUGAUAAAGUGUUCGAAGUGUGUUGCGAGAUAUUCUGGCUGAUGUCCAAAUUCAUGCGAGCACUGUUCAAGAAAGAGAUUGAGGUCUUCCUCAAUGAGAUAUACUUAGCACUUUUGGCUAGGCGGACGGCGCCUCCUUCCCAAAAGCUCUACUUCAUCAACAUUUUGACCAGGUUUUGUGGUGAUCCUCGAGGACUUGUGGAGAUAUAUCUCAAUUAUGACUGCGACUCUCACGUCGAUAACAUUUUCCAAACUAUCAUAGAGGAUUUGUCAAGGCUUGCAAUCAACCCCGUAUCGGUCACUGCAGCUCAAGAGCAACUAUAUGAGGAGAAGAACUCGAAUUCGACACCACAUACCGGCUCAGAUUGGCAACUAAAAGGAAUGCUGCCACCACCAUUGAAUGUGAGAGAUAUCGUGCCUCCUGCUGAACCAGAACUUGAGAUACCCCGAGAGUACGUGAUUAAGAGGACAGCCUUGGACUCGCUUGUUGAGGCAUUACGGUCACUGGUCAAUUGGUCUGCUGUUGCACGUCCGGAUGUCAAUGGAGCCUCCCAUGACAGCGAUACUCGCGCUUCCGUAGAUGAUAUUCGCGAGUCUAUCGACCCCUCAGCCGCCGACAGUACUUCUCGUCUUGAUACUCCUCUCCCGUCCACACCCGUCGUUGACGACGACCCCGACCAAUUAGAAAAAGAAAAGGCCCGGAAGACGGCUUUAGCCAAUGCCAUCCGUCAAUUCAAUUUCAAGCCGAAGAAGGGGAUCAGACUUUUAAUCCAGGAAGGAUUCAUUCCGAGUGAUAGCCCUGAGGAUAUAGCCAAGUUUUUGAUCUCGGAUGAUCGACUCGACAAAGCGCAGAUUGGCGAGUAUCUUGGCGAAGGCGAGCCGAAGAAUAUCGAAAUCAUGCAUGCAUUCGUGGACACCAUGGAAUUCACUAAGAGGCGUUUCGUCGAUGCCUUGCGACAAUUCCUCCAGUCCUUCCGUCUUCCCGGAGAAGCUCAGAAGAUCGAUCGAUUCAUGUUAAAGUUUGCUAACCGUUAUGUGAUGGGUAAUCCGAAUGCGUUUGCUAACGCUGACACGGCCUAUGUCCUCGCUUACUCGGUGAUUUUGCUGAACACGGAUCUUCAUAGCAGCAAAAUCGCUAGGCGUAUGACUAAAGAAGACUUCAUCAAGAAUAACAGGGGUAUCAACGACAACGCCGAUCUACCAGAUGAGUACCUGAUUGGCAUUUACGAUGAGAUUGCUAGCAACGAGAUUGUUCUUAAGAGUGAGAGGGAGGCGGCGGCUGCUGCAGGCAAUAUACCUGCCCAGUCGUCUGGUUUUGCUGCCGGCUUAGGCCAGGCUCUAUCAAAUGUUGGAAGAGACCUCCAGCGAGAAGCCUAUGUGCAACAAUCUGAGGAAAUAUCUCUUCGCUCAGAGCAGCUUUUCAAGAACCUGUUCAAGAAUCAACGGAAGAAUGCUGCCAAAGCUGGAAUCAAGUACAUCCCGGCGACCUCGUUCAAACAUGUCGGCCCUAUGUUUGAUGUCACCUGGAUGUCGUUCUUCUCAGCAUUUUCAAACCAAAUGCAAAAAGCUCAAAACUUGGAAGUAAACAAAUUGUGUCUAGAGGGAAUGAAGCAAGCCAUAAAAAUUGCAUGUCUCUUCGACCUAUCCACCCCGCGAGAAGCAUUCAUGUCUGCCCUAAAGAACACUACCAAUCUAAACAACCCUCAACAAAUUCUCGCCAAAAAUGUCGAAGCCCUGCGAGUUAUCCUGGAACUAGGCCAGACGGAAGGCAAUUAUUUGAAAGAGUCUUGGAAGGAUAUCCUCAUGUGUAUAAGUCAAUUGGACCGAUUACAACUCAUUACUGGUGGUGUCGAUGAAGGGGCUAUUCCUGACGUUUCUAAGGCUCGCUUCAUGCCGCCAGAGCGGACAAAUACGAGCGAAUCGCGCAAGUCUUCGGUAUCCACGCGACGAAGAAACCGGUCGAAUCCAGGUGCGAGAGGUUUCUCCAUGGAAAUCGCACUUGAAAGCAGGUCCGACGAAGUCAUCAAAAGCGUGGACAGGAUUUUCAGCAAUACCGCGAAUCUUAACGGUGAAGCCAUUGUACAUUUUGCCAAGGCAUUGACUGAGGUGAGUUGGGACGAGAUUAAAGUGUCUGGUUCCAACGACUCCCCACGAACGUACAGCUUGCAGAAGAUUGUUGAGAUCAGUUAUUACAACAUGACCCGUGUCCGUUUUGAAUGGAGUAGCAUCUGGGCUGUGCUCGGCGAGCAUUUCAACAAGGUCGGAUGCCACAACAAUACGGCGAUCGUGUACUUCGCACUUGAUUCGCUGAGACAGCUAUCAAUGCGCUUCAUGGAACUUGAAGAACUUCCCGGUUUCAAGUUUCAGAAGGAUUUCCUCAAACCUUUUGAGCAUGUCAUUGCCAACUCGAAUAACUUGACCGUCAAGGAUAUGGCAUUGCGAUGCCUGAUCCAAAUGAUCCAAGCACGCGGUGAGAAUAUUCGGUCUGGUUGGAGGACGAUGUUUGGCGUCUUCACAGUUGCCGCGCGAGACCCUAACGAGACGAUCGUGAACUUAGCGUAUGAGAACGUUACCCUUGUUUAUAAGACGCGGUUUGGCGUUGUAAUUUCUCAGGGCGCUUUUACAGACUUAAUCGUCUGUCUUACUGAAUUCUCGAAGAACAUCAAGUUUCAGAAGAAGAGUCUUCAAGCAAUGGAGACGCUGAAAUCGAUAAUACCAAAGAUGCUUAAGACUCCCGAAUGUCCGUUGUCUCAAAAGAACAAUUCGACACCUGCUCCAGACGGUGCAACCUUGAAAUCGCCGGACACCCUAUCCAGGCAACAAACUGGAACCUCGAUCGAAGAGGGUUUCUGGUUCCCGAUUCUAUUCGCAUUCCACGACGUACUGAUGACAGGGGAGGACUUGGAGGUUCGAUCCAACGCUCUGAACUAUUUCUUCGAGGCUUUACUUCGAUAUGGUGGUGAUUUCCCAUCUGAUUUCUGGGACAUCUUAUGGAGACAACAACUUUACCCCAUCUUCAUGGUUCUGCGAUCUAGGCCUGAGAUGUCCAACGCUCUCAAUCACGAGGAAUUGUCUGUGUGGCUGUCAACCACCAUGAUCCAAGCGCUUCGUAAUAUGAUCAUCCUUUUUACUCAUUACUUUGAUGCGCUUGAGUAUAUGUUGGAUCGUUUCCUCGAACUGUUGGCGCUCUGUAUAUGCCAAGAAAACGACACGAUCGCAAGGAUAGGCAGCAACUGUCUGCAACAGCUCAUCCUGCAGAAUGUGACUAAAUUUACUGAUGGUCACUGGGCCCAAAUUGUCGGGGCAUUCUGCGAGCUGUUUGAAAGGACAACGGCUUACCAGCUUUUCUCAGCUGCUACCAUCAACGCUCCAGCCGCCCUAUCGCCACCACCUAAUAGUUUAGGAUUCGAAGUACCUCUCACUCCUACCAGCGACACACACGUAGAUGAAAAGUCAUUAAAAAUUAAUGGUACUGAUAAGGGUAGCAUUUCCUCUGGAACCGACGCUGCUUCAGCUACCACUGCUCAAACCUCCAUCAUGGAAGAUCCCACUCGCCCAACGAACGGCAUCGGAUCCAGCCGCCUCGAAGAUUAUAAACCUGCUUCAUCACUUCAGCAGCAACCUGUAGUAGUGACGGCAGCCCGAAGGCGCUUUUUCAAUCGUAUUAUCUCGCGUUGCGUCCUGCAACUCUUGAUGAUAGAAACCGUCAACGAGCUCUUCUCCAACGACGCGGUCUAUGCACAAAUUCCCUCAACAGAGCUACUACGUCUGAUGGCACUACUCAAGAAGUCAUUCCUUUUUGCCAGACGUUUCAACGAGGAUAAGGACCUCCGUAUGCGCCUCUGGCGGGAAGGCUUCAUGAAACAACCACCCAAUCUCCUCAAGCAAGAGAGCGGCUCCGCGGCCACCUACAUCCAAAUCUUAUUCCGAAUGUUUGCGGAUACGUCGCCAUCCCGCGCAGAAAGUCGUCCCGAGGUGGAGAAAGCUCUCGUCCCUCUAUGUAAGGAUGUCAUCAGAGGCUACCUCGCGCUUGAAGAAGAGUCGCAGCAACGAAAUAUUGUAGCAUGGCGGCCGGUGGUCGUCGACGUAUUGGAGGGCUACUCUACCUGGCCGGAAAAGGAGUUUGGCGAACAUAUUCACGCAUUCUACCCGCUCGUUGUCGAGCUGCUCGGUAAAGAACUUAGCGCUGACCUGAGAGGUGCCUUACUUGCCGUCCUAAGGAAGGUUGGUGAAGUUGGUCUUGGGAUCGAGGGUAUGACUGGCGGGCGGCGAGAGAGUGUUACCAGUGUGAACAUUAGUGCGGAGGGUCCGACCGCGGAGCUGGAGGUAGGCGAAGUUGGUAUGGGUGGGAUGAGAGCAUGAGAUGGCGAAUUGAUUUCACGGCCCCAAGCCUGAUUUCCACAUGGCACUUCGUUGUCUUCUGGAACAGGACAUAAGCAAAACCACGGCGAGUAUUGAUUUACUUUCAAAGGGGCAUUGGAACGAAAAUGGACGCGAUUAAUAGAGACUACGGUCAAAUUUGGUGUUUAGGGGGUUCAUUGCCACGAGCUCUUGUACGAUACACUUCUUUCUUGACGUAUCGCGUCUAUGCUUACGCACGGUUUAGUAUUAGGCGCAUUGUACAAUUGAAUCAUUUCACUUGCAAAGAAAAGGAGUACCUCGUAAAGUGGGCCUUCCUGGGUACUCCGAGUCCCCCGUCGCUGAAUAUUAGAUAGAAUAAAAAUCGAGUUACCGAGCCAGGACUAUCCUGAUGAGGCUGCUGUGGUCUUCUGUAUCUAUAGAUAACAUCGCGCAUAUCCAAACAGCGGAUAUCCAUCUAUCUGAAAGGGUCUUAUGUCGCAUUGAUCACUGAACAAGCUUUAUCUCCUAUUAAGUAAACGGGUACCGCUCCUGACAAGCCCCACUUGCAUUCGGG
Messenger RNA from Annulohypoxylon truncatum, 6269 nucleotides. Its product is annotated as Sec7-domain-containing protein. Gene Ontology annotation, biological process: regulation of ARF protein signal transduction. Lineage: Eukaryota; Fungi; Ascomycota; Sordariomycetes; Xylariales; Hypoxylaceae. Gene Ontology annotation, molecular function: guanyl-nucleotide exchange factor activity. The coding region runs from base 146 to 5716 and encodes 1856 amino acids. The record is from RefSeq and is a predicted model, not a curated record. The transcript has 2 exons.